GCACGGCAAAGGUCACUCAGAGCACAAACCAUAGACAGAGAUCCUCUCUAUAGUGCUGGUAAACCUCUUUUGACCAAAAAAAAGAAAGAAAGAAAAGUGAAGGAAAAACUCUACUACUACUCCCCUCACAUAUUUUGUGCCAAUCACUAACGUGGUUUUCACAUAGCGAGGAGGAGGAGGGAAGGCGGAAGUUAAACAGAUAGCGGCCGUCUCCAUGACACUAGAGGCAGUGGCGAAGCACAACGCGCAUGCGGAUUUUUCCCCUUGAGCCUUUUUUUUUGUCGUGCAGUCAUCCCUAAACCGUAAAGAUUGAGAGUCUUUUCUAUCAUCACUACGGUUACAAUUUUUUAAGGGCUUGACGUCACCAUUCCUGUCUCGUGGUAUUCUGAGAGAGGAAAGCGGAGCGCUGCUGUGGAGUGGAGGCUAAAAAGCGCGAGAGGGCGAGACCGAGAACGCACAGCAGUAUUUGCAAAUGCCUGUUAGUCUGACAUUUCCCUAGAACUUCGGAUUACCAGAUGACUUCACCAAAUAAAGCAAUAGAGUUGCAGCUGCAAAUAAGACAAAAUGCAGAAGAGCUGCAAGAUUUUGUGAAAGACUUAGAAAACUGGGAAAAGGAUAUUAAAGAAAAGGAUUAUGGUUUAAGGGAGCAAAGUGGAAUCCCGGAAAAGGAUUUACCACCAAUUCGAAAUGAAGCUUAUAAGAAAAAGAAAAAAAGCACAGUUAAAGCUACCUCUAAGAAAACUACUGAAGAAAACAAAAAGAACAAGAUAAAAUCUUAUGAUUAUGAGGCAUGGGGGAAGCUUGAUGUGGAUAAGAUACUUGAGGAACUUGAUAAGGAAGAUAGCACCCAUGACUCAGUGUCACCAGAGUCAGAUUCUGAAGAAGAUGGAAUACACAUAGACACAGAAAAAGCUCUUGCUGAGAAAGAAAAGGGUAAUAAUUAUUUUAAAAAAGGAAAUUAUGAUGCUGCAAUAGAAUGUUACACAAAAGGAAUGAAUGCCGAUCCUUACAAUCCUGUUUUGCCUACAAACAGAUCGUCUGCUUUUUUUCGACUGAAAAAGUAUUCUGUGGCUGAAUCUGACUGUAGCUUAGCACUUGCUCUAAACAAAAAUUAUACAAAGGCUUAUACCAGAAGAGGAGCAGCUCGCUUUGCAUUGCAAAAUUUUGAGGGUGCCAAAGAAGAUUAUGAAAAAGCUUUGGAGUUGGAUCCAAACAAUUUUGAAGCAAAAAGUGAACUUAGGAAAAUUGAAAAGGCUUUCACAUCCAAAGAAACUUCCCAACCUGAAGAACCAGAUGUCUUUAAGAAUGUUGAAAUUACAGAACAGAAACAAACUGAGGAGGAGCAGCUAAAGCAAAAGGCUGUGGCAGAAAAAGAUUUGGGUAAUGGAUAUUUCAAAGAAGGGAGAUAUGAACUAGCAAUAGAAUGCUACACACUGGGAAUAGCAGCAGAUGGCACCAAUGCACUUCUUCCAGCAAACAGAGCUAUGGCCUACCUGAAAAUUCAAAAAUAUGAAGAGGCAGAGAAAGAUUGUACUCAAGCUCUUUUACUAGAUUCUUCUUACUCUAAAGCCUAUGCCAGAAGAGGGACUGCUAGAGCUGCACUGGGAAAGCUAAAAGAAGCUAUGCAAGAUUUUGAAAGAGUCUUGAAGCGGGAACCUGGAAAUAAACAAGCAAUAAAUGAAGUAAUGAAACUUAAGAAUGAAUUAAUUGCACAAGGGCUGUGGACAGAUAAAGAGUGCCAUGGACUAUCACAAAAUGAAACAGAAACACAAAAUCAGGUGAAACCCAUUGAUAAACCAUUGCAUCUUAGAUCAACAAAACCCUUGAGAAGAGUAAUCAUUGAAGAGGUGGGUGAUGAGAUUCUGGCUGCAAAUCUGUUGACUACCCCCACUGUAGAGCCUAAUCAGCCUGUUUCUGCAAGUGUAGAAGCAACACGUGCUUUAGCAUCUGCACAGAAUCCAAGCAAGGAUGAUUUGUCUUCUCCAACUGAUACUCCCAAAGCAAAGCUCUUGAAAAUAGAAGAAAUAGGUGAUUCAGUUACCACAGACAAAGAUACUGUGCAAGAGAAACCAUCACCUACACCUCAGUCUUGUACUAUGAAAAAACAAGCUGAGACAGAAAAUCAAACACUUCUUCCUGUAUUUACAUUUCCUGUACCUCCAGUUCCUGUGAAUUCUUUCCAGCUAGAAUCAGAUUUCAGAAAAUUAAAAUGUUACCCAGAUCAGUUAUACACAUACUUGAAGCAAAUUGAUCCUUCACUUUAUCCUAAUCUGUUCCAAAAAUCCUUGGAUCCAGAUGUAUUUAGCCAAAUUCUGAAAAUUCUACAUGAUUUUUAUACUGGGAAAGAAAAGCCUUCACUCAUCUUAGAAAUUCUGCAGAAACUGUCAGAAUCAAAAAGAUUUGAUAUGGCAGUAAUGUUUAUGUCUGAUUCAGAGAGAAAAACCGUUCAUUCGUUAUUUGGUCAUUUGGAACAAUUGGGAUUGAAAGAUUCUACCAUUGAACAGCUCAAGAUAAGAUACAGUAUUUGAGACAAAUAGUUUGGUGUAUCUGCAUAAAUACACAGCUGAUUCAACACCUUUUCUGGAAGACACUUGUUUCAGAUGGUGAAAGACUAUGGCUAGGAGGAUCCAAAGUGCCUUCCACUUGCACAUGAGGGUUGUCUGGCUCCCUAUACCAUAUUGCAUACCUUUCUGACAAGCCCCUACAUGUUCAAAAGCAGUUCUUUUGGUUGGAGAGAGGAAAAGCUCAUUGUCCAUUCACUGUUCCAUGCAUGGUUUAUUGAACUCAAGCCUAUGAAAACAGAUAAAGUAUUUAUGUUGAAAAGUAAUGACAAAGUGUGAUUCUCCAAUCUAGUAGGACAUCUCAUAAGAUUUAGCAUGACUAAAUCGUUUAAACAGGUUUUUCUUUGAUCAUAUUAUAGAAUCAAGGCUGACAAUGAAGAGUUUUAUACAUUAUGUGUUUAUGUGUAUUAAUUUGCUGCUUUAAAAUAAUUCUGUAUUUUUGUUCUUAUAAAUAUACAAAGGUUUAAUUCCACUGUUCUGC
Molecule: messenger RNA, 3042 nt
Organism: Rhineura floridana
Lineage: Eukaryota; Metazoa; Chordata; Lepidosauria; Squamata; Rhineuridae
Gene: RPAP3
Product: RNA polymerase II associated protein 3
Exons: 17
Coding region: 516-2528 (670 amino acids)
Molecular function (GO): protein binding
Source: RefSeq, a predicted model, not a curated record